GAUCAAGAGGCAGACGGAAGUGGCUUUGCUCGUGCCUCAGGAGGGGGACCCAGAAGACUGGGCUUUCCAGCCAUCGCAGGCCCCUUUUUUGACAUGGAGGAGCCAAGUGCCAAGAUCCUGACGCUGGAGACGUUUCGUGUAGAGCAGGUUCCGCCAACUGUCUAUUAUGUUCCAAACUUCAUCUCGAAGUCGGAGGAGACCUAUCUGCUGCACCAGGUUUAUGCUGCCCCCAAACCCAAGUGGACCCAGCUGUCUGGAAGAAAGCUGCAGAACUGGGGAGGGCUGCCCCAUGCCAAAGGGAUGGUACCGGAGAAGCUGCCCGCCUGGCUGCAGUGCUAUGCCGAGAAGAUCUCCUCCCUCGGAGCGUUUGGAGGGAAGCUGGCGAACCACGUGCUGGUGAAUGAGUACCUCCCGGGGCAGGGGAUCAUGCCUCAUGAAGAUGGACCUCUGUACUUCCCCACCGUCACCACCAUCAGCCUGGGAUCACACACGCUGCUGGACUUCUACCAUCCCGUCAGCAGGGGGCAGCACGCGGACAGCGAGCAGGUCCCCGCGCCCCAGACAGAGGAGCAGCGCCACUUCCUGUCCCUGCUGCUGGAGCCCUGCAGCCUCCUGGUCCUGCGGGAGGACAUGUACGUCCGUUACCUGCACGGGAUCCGACCCGCCACCUCCGACGCCAUCACGGAGAAAAUGGCCAACGUGGCGGCCUGCAGCGCGGCGCUCGGGGAUGAGCUGCGCCGGGGAACCCGGGUGUCGCUCACCAUCCGCCACGUCCCCAAGGUGCUGAAAACGGCCAUUUUCCUGGGCAGGGGGAAGUGAGGGGAGGAGUUUGCUUCCCUCCCUCCCGCCCAGGCUCUUGCCUGAGAACGGUGCUGUGAAACGUGCAAUUAACGAGGGGGUAGGGAGGCCCGGACAUGGAAGGCUGCGGAGACCCCGUUCUCCCAGCGCGCCGCAGGAUGGGAAGAGCCGAGCCCAAGAGCGUCUCACCCGCACGGGAGGAGAAGAGCAGCCUCUGGGGUCAUCUGUACGAAGGCGCAGAGACUUGGACCGGAUGCAGCAUGGUCUAGUGGUUAGAGCGAGAGGCCAGGGUGUCAGGACUCCUGGGUUCUAUUCCUGGCUCUGGGAGGGGAGUGCGGGGCCUAGUGGUUAGAGCAGGGGAUAGGAAGCCAGGACUCCUGGCUUCCUACUCCCCACUCUUGCUCCUGCUUCACUGUGUGACCUUAAGGGACUCUCCCUCCACCUCCCAGUGCCUUAGUUUCCCUGGCUGUGACACGGCAGGAGUUCUAUCCGUUGGCAAAGCACCCUGAGCACUUCAGAAGCGUGCGGCGGGCUCGCCUGCUCCUACCUGUGUUCAAACCCAUUCAUUUAAACGUGGUGAACUCUAAUAAAGGCAGGGGCGGGUCAUUCCACCUCGCUGGUGGCUCCUUGCUGCUGCUUGA
Molecule: messenger RNA, 1439 nt
Organism: Emys orbicularis (European pond turtle)
Lineage: Eukaryota; Metazoa; Chordata; Testudines; Emydidae
Gene: ALKBH6
Product: alkB homolog 6
Exons: 7
Coding region: 94-819 (241 amino acids)
Cellular component (GO): nucleus
Source: RefSeq, a predicted model, not a curated record